AUGGCUAGUGAGGAGAGUUUUGUGGUGUUGGUUCACCACAGAAGAUUGAUUAAGAGGAAGACACGUUCCGGUGUGAAGUUCACUGAUAAGGAUUCUCUUUGUAUUAUCAUGAGGCCUACGGUAAGGUACGAUGACCUUGUUAGCACGGUGCUGAUGAAACUGGGUCUGGAUGGUAUGAAACGGAUUAAGAAGUUCUUCUAUCGCAUUCUGAUCACGGUGCUCCAAGCCACCGUGAAGUAUGAUUGUUUCACGAUCAGGAGUGAUGAAGACUUGAAGGUCAUGUUUCAAUGUCGCUGUCAGUUUCCGAAAGUGAGGACACCAGAGCUGUUGGCAAAGUUGGUUGAUGUGGUAUCGAACUCGGGGGAUUCGAACUGGAAUACCACCACUUUAGCCACGGUAGCCGGUUCUAACUCCAGACCUGCCGUUGCUUCUACAUCUGUUCCUGCGUACGAGCCACCCAUCCAGCUUGUCCCUCCCCUUCCUUCGCUGUUGAUCUCAACGUGUGCUGCACCGGGUGGGGUUGGAGAGAAAUUUUUGGAUGAUCCAGAGGACGAUGAUGUCGAGCCGGAUAUGAUUGAUGAUGACAGUGGCGAUGAUAUCGGAGCGAGUGAUUCUGCUGGGGCGGGAGGUGGUUCUAGCUUUGGCACACAGUAG
This is a messenger RNA of Arachis duranensis, 654 nucleotides long. RefSeq lists its product as uncharacterized. The coding region runs from base 1 to 654 and encodes 217 amino acids. The record is from RefSeq and is a predicted model, not a curated record. Lineage: Eukaryota; Viridiplantae; Streptophyta; Magnoliopsida; Fabales; Fabaceae. The transcript has 2 exons.